UUCGCCCGCUUGCCGGUGCAGGAAGGCAGUCAGUUUGCGAGGAGCGUCUCGAGAGUGAGGGCCAUGGUGUCGGAGUGCUUGGUCGGACCCUCCAAAGGUGCAAAGUUUAAGUGAUAUGCGUGCAGAUGCAGCUGGGCGCCCUCGUGUUCACCGUCCUGUUGGGCGGCGCCAUCUUCGGCGUGCUGCCCGCCAGCCUGAGCAAGCCGCUGCGCUACACGGCGCCCGACGAGUGCCGAUGGGUGACACUCGAGCCGCCCCCGCCGUCCCCGGACGGGGCCCCCGCCGAGGAUGCCGUCCCCGGGGGUGGCGAGCAGCAGGUGGCACUGCACUGCCGCCUCAAGACCAUCAACAGCGAGCUGGAGCACACCAACUUCAGCGUGAUCCAGCCGCAGCACACGGCCCUUCUGCGGAUCGAGUGCAGCGACGCCCUUUUCUUCCAGAGCUCGCUCAGUACUGACAGCUUCCGGCCGCUGGUCGAGCUCAGGGAGCUUUCCAUCGAGUUCUGCAAGCUGGGAAGCCUGCCUUCGGGGGCCUUCCGCGGUCUCAAGCGCCUCCGCGCCCUGUCCCUGCGUACUCACAACACCGACUGGAGUGCCAUGGCCCUGGAGCUGGCCCAGGACGCGUUCACCGAGCUGCCGCAGCUCACCGCCCUCGACCUCUCCGAAAACAACAUGUGGACCCUUCCCAAGGGUGUCUUCUGUCCUUUGACCGCCCUGAGAACGCUCAACCUCACCAGGAACCGUCUGCGGGAGGUCAGCCACCUGCAGUUCGGCACCAAGGGCUGUGGCAACAACCUGCUGCAACUCGACGUGUCCAACAACAGCCUGGAGGCCCUGCCUGCUGAGGCGUUCGCCAACCUGGCCAUCCUCAAGAGGCUUCAUCUGCAGGGCAACGGCAUCAGCUUCGUCGCGGACAAGGCCCUCGGCGGGUUGCUAGCCCUGGAAGAGCUGAACCUGGCCGAUAACAAGGUGUCCAGCCUUCCACCCGAGCUCUUCGCCGACGCUAGGUUGGUCCGGCACGUCCACCUGGAAAACAAUUCGAUCAGCGUGUUGGCUCCGGGACUGUUCAGCGGACUGCAGCAACUGGUCGUGCUCAACCUGGGCCACAACGAGCUCACGUCCGAUUGGAUCAACGGCGCCACCUUCACCGGUCUGUCGCGUCUCGUCGUCCUGGACAUGUCGCACAACAAACUGACCAGGCUAGAGAGCUCCAUCUUCAAGGACCUGUACAGCAUGCAAGUGCUCAGGUUGGAAAACAACGCCAUCGAGGCCGUGCCUGAGCGGUGUUUCUCAGCCAUGUCGAACCUGCACACCCUGGUGCUAUCUCACAACCGGCUGACCACCAUCGAGGCCACCUCUUUCGCGGGGCUCAGGGACCUCUACCAACUCUCUCUGGACUCGAACGCCAUCAGGUCCAUUCACCCUGUUGCCCUAAAGAACGCGUCCGGCCUGCGAGACCUGCACCUGAACGCCAACAGACUGACUGAAGCCCCCAGGGCGUUGGUGGACGUGAAAAAGCUCAACACCCUCGACUUAGGUGAAAACCUGAUUUCGUCCAUUGAGAACGCCAGUUUCGGCGAACUCCGAGAGUUGUACGGACUGAGACUGACUGAAAACAAUCUGGUGAACAUCAGCAAAAGUGCACUCGCCAAAAUGCCGUCGCUGAAAAUUUUAAACCUCUCCAAAAAUAAUAUUUCGCGCGUGGAAGCUGCAGCUUUUGAUACCAACGAAAAUUUGCAGGCAAUAAGACUGGACGGCAACCAGCUGAAUGACGUAAACGGAUUAUUCGGAAAGUUGCCCAAAUUGGUUUGGCUCAACAUCUCGGACAACCAACUGGUCAAGUUUGAUUUCGAGUUGGUUCCCCGCGGACUGCAGUGGCUGGAUUUGCACGCGAACCGGCUGGCCGAGCUGACCAACCACCUGGACCUCAGUCCCCUCCGAAUCACCACCCUCGACGCUAGUGCUAAUCAACUUACAGAACUUGCGGGUAGUGCCAUACCCGACAGUGUGGAGCUUCUCUUCCUCAGUGAUAACUUGAUAUCCAAGGUGCAAGCUUACACGUUUUUCAAAAAGCCGAAUCUGACGCGCGUGGACCUGUUCGGCAACAAGAUCUCGUCGUUGACGCCAAACGCGCUACGCAUCACUUCGGUGGCGAGCUCAAAGCCGCUGCCGGAGUUCUUCCUCGGUGGCAACCCGUUCCAGUGCGACUGCGCGCUCGAGUGGCUGCAGCACGUAAACGUCGCGGGCGCGCGCAACCAGCCGCGCGUCGCCGACCUCGAGUCGCUGUACUGCAGCCUGGUGUACGACCGCGGACACGCGUACGUGCCACUGGUGGAGGCGUCGCCGUCGCAGUUCCUGUGCCAGUACGAGACGCACUGCUUCGCGCUGUGCCACUGCUGCGACUUCGACGCGUGCGACUGCGAGAUGACGUGUCCGCUCAACUGCACGUGCUACUACGACCAGGCGUGGUCGGCCAACGUGGUCGACUGCUCGGCCGGCAACCACACGGCCCUGCCAACCAAGAUCCCGAUGGACGCCACCCAGCUGUACCUGGACGGCAACUCGUUUGCCGACGGGCUGCCCAGUCACGCGUUCAUCGGCAGGAAGAGACUCAAGGUGCUCUAUCUGAACGGCUCGGAGAUCGCCGUGCUGCACAACAGGUCGUUCAACGGGCUGAAGGAGCUCAGGGUGCUGCACCUCGAGUCCAACCUGAUCACGCAGCUCAAGGGCAACGAGUUCGACGGCGGGCUGGGUGACAGUCUGCAGGAGCUGUUCCUCCACGACAACCGCAUCUCGGUCAUCCACGAAUCGACCUUCGCCGGCCUCAAGGAGCUGCGCAUCCUCAAGCUGGACGGCAACCAGCUGAGCAGCUUCGCCGUGUGGAAGCUUAGCGAGCUGCCGGCGCUCAACGUGCUGACGCUGGGCAGGAAUCCGUGGUCGUGCGAGUGCGACUUCAUCCAGGACGUGCAGCCGUGGCUGGCGCACGUGGACAUGGUCAAGGACGAGCUGACCUGCUUCAACGGCACCGAGGACGCCGUGCUGCUCGUGACGGAGCCGGAGUGCGCCAACCGCACCGAGAGCAGCACGCCGGCCGCCACCGCCGAGAACCCGACCUUCGAGCACAAGACCAUCCUGACGCAGCACCUGGACCAGCUGCCCGUGCUGGCCGGGUGCGCGCUGGCCGUGCUCGUGUUGCUGAUCGUGAUCGUGCUCGUGUUCGUGUACCGCACCGAACUCAGGGUGGUGUGCUACUCCAAGUACGGGGUGCGGCUGUGCCAGAAGGCGGCCGCCGAGCCGGCCGUGUUCGACGCCUUCGUCAGCUACAGCUCCAAGGACGAGGCGUGGGUGCUGGAGGAGCUGGCGCCGGUGCUCGAGCGCGGCGACCCUCCGUACCGACUGUGCCUGCACUACCGCGACCUGCCGGUCGGCGCGUACCUGGCCGACGCAAUCGUGCAGGCGGUCGAGUCCUCGCGGCGCACGAUCAUGGUGCUGUCCGAAAAUUUCAUCCGCUCUGAGUGGUGCCGCUUCGAGUUCAAGUCGGCGCACCACCAGGUGUUGCGCGACCGCAGACGCCGCCUCAUCGUGGUGCUGCUUGGCGAGAUUCCGCACAGGGACCUCGACCCGGACAUCAGGUUGUACCUGAAGACCAACACCUACCUGCAGUGGGGCGACAAGCUGUUCUGGGAGAAGCUGCGAUACGCGCUGCCCGACGUGCCCAACAACCAACGCAGAAACAACCUGGCCGCGGCGGCGGCCGCCGCGGCAGCGCCCAUGCCGCUCAGUCAGCGCCCGCCCAGCAACAACUCGAACCUGCACAGGCACAACCAGCAGCAGAACACCACCUCAGUCGCCAUUCAUAUCUAGUGUGCUUCCUUUUUUAAUUGUAAUACGGAAAAUAAUUAAUUUUAUAAAAUACAUAUAAACGACGACGACGAGAGAGAGCAGUAUUUUUUAAUUGUGUUUUAAUUUGUGCGCGAGUGACUUGUGAUAAAUAAGACUGCAGAGCUUCGACCGCGACUGCUGAUUAGCGGAAAGUUUGCACGACUGAAUUUUGAACACCAUUGUUUCUGCCGACAUUUAUUAAAAUUUAUAAAAUUUUAUUCCGCACAGUAAUUUAUAAUUUAUAAAAUUUUAUUCACUUCGUUAAGCAUUUCUACAAGCAGAAGCAUGGUUUUCGCUUUUUCAAUCGUUGGACUUUCCAAACAGCAAUCUGAUUAUAAAAUAACAACUUAUUAGUUAAGGGCCGAAGAGAAUCAAAAUUCAAGCGUCUCUCUCCUGUGUACAAAAUUAAUUUAUUGUUUGUUUCGUUGACGAAAAAUUCUAAUUGACUUUACUGUGAUUUUUUAAUGUUGGCUGAAAAUUGAUGUUAGACCGAGUAUGAGUUUGUUUUGACCGUUGCAAGUCGUAUGUGCUCGCCUUUUCGCAUGAGAGGAUUCCCCAGUUUUGUGAUAUGAAAACCAAGACUAUAGAAUAUUGCUUCCUUGAAAUGGAAUUGAACCUAUUUCCUGGCAGCGUGUAUCUGCACAGACUUUAGCGAGCGUCCAACACCUGCUACUGCCUUCGAGUUUCCCUCUUUUGUGCCUUCCUUGUCCCCAGAAGCAGAAUAACUUUUUGUACACUGACCAUCGCAUUUUUUUCUCAUCAAAGGUGCUUGCAGUGCGUCGCGCAAUGUGAAAUAAAAUUCUUUGUGAAACGAAA
Molecule: messenger RNA, 4697 nt
Organism: Cloeon dipterum
Lineage: Eukaryota; Metazoa; Arthropoda; Insecta; Ephemeroptera; Baetidae
Gene: Tollo
Product: Toll-like receptor Tollo
Exons: 3
Coding region: 126-3863 (1245 amino acids)
Biological process (GO): signal transduction
Cellular component (GO): extracellular matrix
Molecular function (GO): protein binding
Source: RefSeq, a predicted model, not a curated record